This is a messenger RNA of Osmia bicornis bicornis, 912 nucleotides long. RefSeq lists its product as uncharacterized. Lineage: Eukaryota; Metazoa; Arthropoda; Insecta; Hymenoptera; Megachilidae. The transcript has a single exon. Bases 1 to 912 code for a protein of 303 amino acids. The record is from RefSeq and is a predicted model, not a curated record.
AUGCCGCUUGCACGUUCGCCAACCAGGGUCUCGGACCACGCAGCUUCCGGUAGCGAUCUUUCUGUCGCCGGCUCGUCCAGGAUGGAGAAGUCAGAAUCAACAUCAGCAGCAGCAGGAGAAGUUAAUGCAGUGGGUAGGGUGAAGCUGCCUCCUUUUUGGAAAGAGAACCCGUUGCUGUGGUUCUCUCAAGUCGAAACAGCGUUUGCUCUGUCACGCAUUGUUUCGGAUAAUACCAAGUUCAGGAACGUGGUACUUGUUCUAGAUGCCAGCGUUUUGCCGGUCGUUGCAGAUGUAAUUCUCAGCCCUCCGGAAACUGGCAAAUACGACACCUUCCGGCGCCGAAUUUUAGAGUCGUUUGACGAAUCGAGUGAAUCCAAAUUGCGCAGGCUAUUAAGGGGUCACAGCAUGGGCGAUGAAAAGCCAUCGUCAUACUUGCAGCGAUUACGAAAUCUUGCAGGCGGUCAAUGCAGUGAAUCCAUUUUAAAAACUCUUUUUCUUGAACAAAUGCCUGAAAACUUCCGUGUGAUUUUAGCGAUUAGCGAGGGCAUGAACUUGGGGAAGUUGGCUCUUCAAGCCGAUAAGCUUUUCGAAAUCGUUAUUCCAGGUGUAGCUGCAUUAGCUGAUGCACACCCUUCCAACGUCGACAUCGUUGCGGCAACCUCCAAGUCAUCCUCGGACUUGAGUGAACAGCUCUCGGAGAUCCUAUCACGCCUGCAUCGAUUGGAAGCUCGCGAUGUAGGAAGAGAUGAUAGAUUUCGCAGACGAGACCGGAAAUUUUACAGACCUGAGGAACGUCGGGCACGUUCCAAGUCUCGUGAUGGACUUUGUAGACUUCACGCCAAAUACGGAGCGGAUGCUCGCCAUUGUUUUCCACCUUGCAAAUGGAUUAGCCAGCGUCAUCGGGAAAACUAG